AUGGAACCAAGAAUUACGGGAGGUGAAAUAGUAAUUGCAGAAAACUCCAGACUAACAAUAAAAGUUUAUGAAUUAGAACAAAGAAUACGCGCUUUAAAUUUCGAUAAAAAUGAAUUGAUUCAUAGAGUUGAAGAACUUGUGAAUGAAAAGGAUCGACUUGAAACAGAUAAUAAUCAGAUUCGUGCAGCAAAUGAGAAUCUAAUGCAAUUGAAUGAUAUAUUAAAAAUUGUUUUGAGAGAUGCUGAAGACGAAAGAGACCAUUAUAGAGCUGCUAAUAUCAAAGAAUUUGAAGAUUUUAUUUUGAAUUAUAUUUUUGGCUUAUUUAAUAAUAUUGAAAUAUUGUUGUGA
Messenger RNA from Racocetra persica, 348 nucleotides. The record is from the annotation of a GenBank genome assembly. Lineage: Eukaryota; Fungi; Glomeromycota; Glomeromycetes; Diversisporales; Gigasporaceae.